This is a messenger RNA of Penicillium egyptiacum, 1332 nucleotides long. The record is from the annotation of a GenBank genome assembly. NCBI's taxonomy places the organism in Eukaryota, Fungi, Ascomycota, Eurotiomycetes, Eurotiales, Aspergillaceae.
AUGGCGCCUCCACACUCGUUUAUUCUUUUCUUGUCAUUCGUUUUGAGCCCAUUCGUUCAGGCUGCCCCUUGGAUUGUGACAGAUACCUAUGAGCAAGAGGUUGUUACAGAUUACUAUUCCGAUUUAGUCACUGAGGUCCAUCAAAUCUCUCCAACUGCAACUUUGCCAACCGAGGCCCUGUCCACCGCUACUUCCACCGACACCAUCUAUGACUACACCGUUGUCCAAAAGCUGUAUCCCACUGGCUAUGGCGAGGAGCGCGACUUAUACGAUGACUAUGGCUACCAUAACGUUAUGGAUAGUGAUGGAAACUAUCAUAGUACCAUCUACAAGGUCAACCUGACUUUCUCGGCCCCGACGGCCUGCUCUACCCAAUGGACGACCACGACCGCUGUCGUGGUCACCCCUCCCUAUGAGAUCGCGACCUUGCUGCCCAGGGAUAAUGUUAUAAGUUCGACCUCGGUCGACAGCGGCCAGGCAUUCCAGCCGACCACCUACAUCUACGAGGUGGUGUUCGUGGAACCCACUCAAAUCCCCAGCAGGACUCUGAGCUCUCUGAGCUCCUACAACACUCCCACCUCUCGGUACUUAGGUGCCGGGUGCCAGUACACAGGCCGCAGCUCUUAUAACGGCAACUCCGGAUACUACACUGGCUUGUCCGACGGACCAGGAGAAACCGACGGAUCAUCCAACGGUGGCUACUACUAUGGCUAUGGCUACUAUGACGACGACAACUGGUUCACCAGCAAAUGGGGAUCCGGUCUCGGCAUCUCCUACCUCGCGAUUGUAUUGAUCUGCUUGCUGGGCUGGAUCGGCAUAGUUUUCAUCCUGGGCAUGAUCGAGGCCUGGGUGCGAUUCCGUCGCCUCAUGACGGGCUGGCAGACCCGUCGUGGUCUCCCUCUUUUCUGGUCAUUUAUUUUGCUCCCUCUUUCUCUUUUCUGUCUGUUUUGUUUCCGCAAGGGAUACCGGGCCCGCAGCAAAGAGGACGCCGCGAUCCUCCAGAAGAGGUGGGAUGCGAUGGGUUUCUGGACGAAGAUGGGCUUGUUCUUCGCCUGGGGUUUCCGCUUCAAGUACCCGACUGUUUUGGGCCCGGCGCCUGCACUUGUCAAGGCAAGCAAGAGGCCCGAUCAGUCUGGUCCGCGUUUGUUGGAUGCUACUCCUCCCGGUACCAAUGCGCCUUCGCGGGCUGCGUCAGCGGAAGGUGUUCCGGCUGCUGGUCCUGAGAUGAGUCAGGUUCCUGUCUCUCAAGCUCAGCCGCAUGCUGUUUCACAGGCAUCUGGUGCUUUGCCAGCGGGGCAUGACGAGGAGACUGGUCCCGUUCGCUAUGCUUGA